AUGAGUUUCGACAUCCCUAGCGUCAGCGAGCUAAAGCGUGCCGCCGAGUGCGGGCAACGCAUCACACCCGAAGACGUGUCGGUGAUUUCGCAAGCCGAAACCGAGCUGACGGGCAGUGGGCCAGUUCGGGGCGGACCAGCCGCCACGGCGCAGAGCCUGUCGAUGCGCCAGAUGAACUUUGAUACCAAAUUCGACGAGGUGUCGCGUAAGCCCCAGAGCCAUAUCACGCAGGAGGAUGCGCGGGAGAUCCAAGCCACCGAGGGCCGUGCCUUCAAUAGACCGCCCGGGGUGGGCUCAGUCUCGGCGCAGGUGCGGUCAAUCGCCAAUCGCAACGAAGCCUUGGGUCUGCCUCCGGUUGCGGCGGAUGUGCCUGUGUAUGUGACCAAGGAGGAUGCACGGAUUGCGCAGCGGAACGAGUCCCUGCUGUAUGGCGGACAGAACCCGAGUGCCGGAAUGGCGGCACAGAUGCAGGUGAGUGGAGAAGUGAGAGUAAGCGGUGGACGAGGCUGA
Molecule: messenger RNA, 510 nt
Organism: Penicillium riverlandense
Lineage: Eukaryota; Fungi; Ascomycota; Eurotiomycetes; Eurotiales; Aspergillaceae
Exons: 3
Coding region: 1-510 (169 amino acids)
Source: RefSeq, a predicted model, not a curated record